AUUCACCGCAGGCACUGCGACGCGGAUCUCGGCCGACGCGCCACCUGGGAAACUUUCUGCGUUCGUCGACCGACUCAUCCACGAACAGCAGCUGUACCGAUUACUGGACAAGUCGUGAGGGAUCAAAGUUCGCGCCCUUCUCGGCGCGAAGAGUAAACUUCGCUUCUCCGAGAGGAAGGAAUUAUCGGCGUGCACAUCUUGUUUGGUAAACAUCUCCUGCUUUGGCGGGAGAGGGGAGGCAAACAACGGGUCUUGACCAAUCAGGGUGACUGGCCAAUCAGCUGCGCGGCGUGCCGGUACCUCGUCACAGCAGGCAAACGCAUAGGCAAACUCUUCCACGAGUGGAGUUGCAGAGAGUGUGGGGGUGUGCUACCGUGAACACGCGGCUGAGUAGAUACUUUUCUGCAACCAGUAUUCAGUACUCGCACAACGACAUGGACUACCAUAAGUUUCUAGCGUGGUCUUUCCUUUGGUGCUAAUUGUGGACAUCCCAGUUGCGACCACGCGAGUGAGGAAGGCAAAGGUGUGCAAGAACUUGACAAGUACGUCGAACACUACUGUUGACGCACGCCUACUUGCGGUUGCGAGGGUAGUCGAUCCGUCAUUCGUUGUUUUGCCGGUGAUACGUGACUUAUCGGAGUGUUGUGGGGACGGCGGGUGUAAGCAGCAGUGACGUGGAAGGCCCCGGCGUAGCGGCACAGCCUUUGGCACAGUAGCCAGUGCUGCUGGGUUAGCGCGGCCGGUCGAGUCAGGGCAGUGCGUCCAGGUGAGCGGGCGCGUGUGGUCGCUGCGUGCCGAGGGAGGGGAGUAGUAGCAGCAGGAGCGAGGCGAGCCAGCGGAGGACGCCGCGCGCCAGUGCAGACGGGCCAGCCAUGGCCUCCUACCGGGACCUGCUGUUCGACUGGUCAAUGCUCUGCCAGGAAUGCGUCGGCUGCUGGACCCACGAAGAUCUGCAGUUGGCAGCAGAGUUAGGAAAGACUUUAUUGGAGAGGAACAAGGAGUUGGAGACAAGCCUCAAACAGCACCAGGGAGUCAUAGAGGAUCAGGCACAGGAGAUAGAGUACCUCACUAAACAGACAGCUGCCCUAAGAGAAGUCAAUGACUCUCGCUUACGGAUCUAUGAGCAGUUGGAAGUUAGCAUACAAGACUUAGAACGGACAAAUCAAAAGCUUGCUGCAGAUAACACCAAUGACAAGAGGCACAUCAAGAGCCUCUGUGCCCAAAUUGAAGCACUAGAUGCAAAAUGUGAGGAGCUUCAGCGGACCCUGGAUGAGGUAACAGCACAGAGGAAGAGACAAGAACAGCUGCUACAGCAGAAUGAGAAACCAAUUGAAACACUUGCGAGUGGUUGCACGGCAGUCAAGCCCACAGAUGUGGCUAGUAGUACAUCACCUACUUCCAAGCAUUCACCAGGAGGAGAAACCAAAACAAAAGAUGCAUCAACCGAAGAGGUAGUUCAGCUGUUGAGUCAGCUACAAGAUUUGAGGACUGCGAAGGUGAAGGAGCAGGUCAGAGCAAAGGAACUUGAAGAACAGCUGGCUGUUGUGCUACAGGAAAAUGUCCAGCUCCAAGAACAGCUAGAAACCUUACAGAUGAAAGAAAAGGACUUGAAAUCCAUACAAGAAGAAAUUUCAACUCUGGAGGAAGUUAGACAGGGACAGCUCUGCAGAAGGUGUCUUCGUCUUACUGACACACGUGGGCAGGAUGAAUUGUCUCUAGUCAUGGACAAUGAGGAAGAUGAUGUGACAAGUGUCAGCAAUUCUGUAACCAGUGAAACCUACUGCAGCACGGUCAUGUUACAUAUUGAGGAUGACAACCCGUACAAGGAGUUGGAAGCAAGGUAUGCAGCUCUUCUGGAAAUGCAACGCCAGCCUCGUCGUCAUGCACCACCAUCGCCUCCGAGCAACCAGUUAUCGCUACAAGAGGAAUUGCAGAUGUCAGGAGAUUUCAACAGCUUCCACCACAUAAAAGAUACAGAAAGUGACCAAGAGGCAUUGCCAGAAGUACCACAGCAGAAUGGCAACCAAGUGUCUGGAGAGAAACAGCAGCCCAAUCGUCGGAGAGCAGGGAAGACAUCAUCUGCAACACCUACAGACUUUUCAGAAGCUGAAACUUCUUCAUCUGGAUUUUCUGAUGAGACUAGCAAUAAGUCAACACAAACAGAACUUUCUGGGUUACCAGCAGGUUCUUAUUUGUGUUCAAUUGCUGAUGGAGAAGACUGUCGAUUUAGUAUUUAUGAUGACGCUAGUCCUGUUGAGAGUCGCUUUAGGAAAACUCCAGAAUAUCGCCAACUGUUCAGAGAAAUAUUUGCAGUGUUAAAGCGUGCAGCUGAAGAAAAAGGAGAAGGUGAACAGCUGCCACGUCUGGACGAUGCAACACCAACUCGCGAGGCUCUUCCCAAAGUGCCACCUGCAACUCCAGCUAAGGAAGAAGCACCUCUAGAGUUUGCCACCAAAGAGGAGUGUAAGAAAGAAACUAAAACUAUGCCCAGACAGAGACAGCCUAGCAAUAAGAGGAUGGAAUCUCAACCAAGUGAACCAGAGAAAGCUAGCUCUUCAGAGAAUCCUGGCUCAAGUGCUGAAAGUUCUAACAGUGGACUUGUUCUGAGACCGCUUCCACCAAAGUCGGAACAAAUAGAAUACUUAUCAGUAGGUAUUGCAGUGAAAAAGAAGGGAAAGAGAAAAAAUUCACCAAUGAAACGCAUGAAUGUUGCAGUGGAGACUUCACCAGUUGGGGCUAGUGGUCUGAACUACAGUGGCCGAGCGUCAAACUCUGGUAGGAACAGGCAGCAGCAGCAGACACGUACGUGGUAUCGCAGUGAUAGCCCCAGACAUCACAGCAAUAACAGCAGUCGAUACGCAGCAUAUGAUAAGUCGUGGGAACCACAGCAACAGUUUCCAAGCCCAGCGUAUGAAGGUGUUGUUAAACUGAAGCAACUGGACAUGUCGUAUGCAGAAGCUCUUCGCAAUGGGCCACGGAAAACAUCACCUGGUAAUGUUAAUGGAUACAGAAAAUGAGAAAUGUGGGGAAAAUAUGCAACCACCAAAAGAUGUUCUGUAUACUGUGCUAAUUACUUGAUAGUUUUAGGUGAAAAAGUGUUAAUGUAAAUUUUAUGACAUUGUGGGCCUGAAUCAAAUUAAUGUGACUCAUGUACAUAACAGUGAAAACGUGUUUAAAGACCUGUUAUGUGGCCUGGAGAAUAUACCCUACCAAUAACCAUUUGAUGGAAGGAUUUGCGCAAAGAAAAUUGUAAAUUUUCUUUCAUGUACAGCUCGUGACUAAUGCAUUUGUGCAAAGUGCAAUAUAUAUAUAUGUAUGUGAAACAGUACAAUUUUGUAUCAAGAAAGAUCUUGUACCCUUUCUUAAAACAAAAAACAAAUCUAAAUAUAUUAUUUGUAUUAAUUUAUCUGGUUUCACAUUAAAAUUCCAAUAAUCAAAUAAACUAUUUUUUCUCUGGUUGUUAAUGUUUUUAAGUGGGCACAUGACAACUUCAAAGUGCCAGCUUUCUUGCCCAGUUCUAUCUGUGAGAAAAUGGUGUCUUAAAACUACAAGCCAAUUUCAGUCAUUUUUUUUUCUUGGCUCAUAGCAAACAUUUUACAGGUUUGUAAUAUAAAAAUAUUUUCCUUUAGGUGUUUAAAGAAAGCAUUGAAAAUAACAAUUUUGUAUCUCUCUCUUUCAAAGGCAAAACUGAAGUUUUAAUACUGUUGCAUCCAUCAGAUAAGUGAAAGAUUGUAUCUCAAUGGAAGCUGUAAAUUGUAAUUAAUGCAUCUGUUAUGUCUGUAAAUGUUAUGUUUAGCUGAUUUUUUUCUCCAUGCUUAAUGUAAAUGAAUGAGAGAGACAAAAUAUUAUGCCAUCCACAUGCAGAAGAGAAAAACUGUGUUGUCAUUGAAUUUCUGACAAACAAGUCAUACUGAAUUAUUAGGACACUUUUAAUGUAUGCUUUGUUACUGAAAACUACUGCAUUCAAAUUAGGAUGUUCUGUUUUUCUGUGCAACAAAGACAUACAUGUGCGGAAUAUUUUCAGUUUCAGCAUGUUCUAAUUUAAACACAUCUGCCAAACAGAAAAUAACUUUUACCAUUGCAUAAUUUGUAUGUAAAAAUGAAGAAAUAAUUCAGUAUUUGAAAAUGGCAAAGCACUCCAGUGUGUUUAAUAAAUGUAUGUUGAUUGUAGGCAUGCAUUAAAAUAUAGUUGAACUAAUCCAACUACACACAAUGGUAACUGCAUAUUUUACCAUUUAUUUACAUUUGUGCUGAUGGAAGUACAAUAAACAGAAUCCUAUCUGAUGAUUAGACAACAGUUUGAUGUUUUGAGGUAUUAAAAUUGGAAGUGAAUUAUGUGCAAAAUUAAAUUUGAAAUAAACUAAGUGUUUUCAUAA
Molecule: messenger RNA, 4376 nt
Organism: Schistocerca gregaria
Lineage: Eukaryota; Metazoa; Arthropoda; Insecta; Orthoptera; Acrididae
Gene: centrocortin
Product: cerebellar degeneration-related protein 2
Exons: 8
Coding region: 873-3017 (714 amino acids)
Source: RefSeq, a predicted model, not a curated record